Molecule: messenger RNA, 682 nt
Organism: Manihot esculenta (cassava)
Lineage: Eukaryota; Viridiplantae; Streptophyta; Magnoliopsida; Malpighiales; Euphorbiaceae
Product: ferredoxin
Exons: 1
Coding region: 86-526 (146 amino acids)
Biological process (GO): electron transport chain
Cellular component (GO): chloroplast
Molecular function (GO): electron transfer activity; 2 iron, 2 sulfur cluster binding
Source: RefSeq, a predicted model, not a curated record
CAUUUAUCAACACCACCCGCUCCCUCCUACCUCUCUAGCCUCCUAACCAAGAAAGAAUCUCGUCUUUAACCCUUCAUCUCUGGAAAUGGCCGCCACAGCCACGCUCUCUAGUGCCAUGUUUAGCACCUCCUUCACCCGCCAGCAGCCUGCCACUAGCCUACGGGCUCUUCCCAACGUUGGACAGGCUCUUUUCGGCUUGAAAUCCAGCCGUGGAGGACGAUUUAAAGCAAUGGCAACGUACAAAGUUAAGGCCAUCACUCCAGAGGGUGAAGUGGAAAUAGAGUGCCCAGAUGAUGUUUAUAUUCUUGACGCAUUUGAAGAAGCUGGUAUUGAUCUGCCAUACUCAUGCAGGGCAGGUUCUUGCUCUUCCUGUGCAGGGAAAAUUGUAGGAGGAACUCUAGACCAGUCUGAUGGGAGCUUCCUUGAAGAUGACCAGAUGGAAGCUGGCUGGGUUCUCACUUGUGUUGCUUACCCUCAGUCUGAUUGUGUCAUUGAGACACACAAGGAAGAAGAGCUUACUGCUUAAUUCAAAUUAACCAAAGUCUUCCAUUCUUUCUUUAUUUCUUCCUUGUUCGUUUUCUAAGUAUGUUGCUUUGUGGGUUGGCUUUAGUUUGUUGUUCAGCACAAGAUUGUUAUGUUUCUUUUUGAAGUUCGCAAUGAAAAGGGGAACUCUUUUGGCUUA